Molecule: messenger RNA, 2041 nt
Organism: Nematolebias whitei (Rio pearlfish)
Lineage: Eukaryota; Metazoa; Chordata; Actinopteri; Cyprinodontiformes; Rivulidae
Product: E3 SUMO-protein ligase CBX4
Exons: 5
Coding region: 181-1788 (535 amino acids)
Biological process (GO): negative regulation of DNA-templated transcription
Source: RefSeq, a predicted model, not a curated record
AGUGUUUUCAGGCUGCAGAGAGAGAGGAGAGAGGAUCUCCGAGGGAAGAGGCGCAGCAGAGGAACCAGGAGGGGGAGGAGGAGGUGCGGAGGGUCUCCAACACCAGGGAAGGAGCAGGAAAACCAGGAGGAGCACAUCUGAGAGAAGGAGCAGGUGGAUUACCCUCUCCCACGGUGGAAAAUGGAGCUACCCGCCGCGGGAGAGCACGUCUUCGCGGUGGAGAGCAUCGAGAAGAAGCGCAGCCGAAAGGGGAGGGUCGAGUAUCUGGUCAAGUGGAGAGGAUGGUCUCCGAGGUACAACACGUGGGAGCCAGAGGAGAACAUCCUGGACCCCAGGCUGCUCGAUGCUUUCCAGGACAGGGAACGUCAGGAGCAGCUGAUGGGGUUCCGCAAGAGAGGACCCAAACCAAAGCACCUGCUCGUCCAGGUGCCAUCUUUUGCCAGGAGGUCCAACGUUCUGGCUGAUCUUCAGGAGGAAGACGACGGCUGUCAGAAGUCUGGCCCCAUCCAGAUGCUUCGUCCCCAGGCCCAACAGUACCAGCUGAACAGCAAGAAGCACCACCAGUACCAGCCACUGUGCCGUGAGCGAGAGGCCGAGCAGCAGGCCAACGGCAAGAAGUUGUACUAUCAGCUCAACAGCAAGAAGCACCACCACUACCAGCCGGACCUCAAGGUGCACGAGCCCGCGUUCGCCAAACCCCGAGAGGUCAAAGCUCCAGAGCUGGAUAACAAAAGCUACAACCUGCCGCCGGUGCUGCAGCAGAAGUGGGUGCGGGACAAAGACUCUGGCUGCCUCACUAAAGUGAAGGACAUCACCAUGGAGCUGAAGAAGCUCCCAGCAAACCUUAACGGGCACAAAGAGCCGGAGACGGUCAAGACUAAAGAGGACGCUUCGGCUCAGGCCAACGGCGUCGGUGGCAGCAAGCUGAAGAUCGUCAAGAACAAAAACAAGAACGGGCGUAUUGUUAUCGUCAUGAGCAAGUACAUGGAGAACGGCAUGCAGGCGGCGAAAAGUAAAAACGGCAGCCCUGAAGCUGCCGAGAGGUCACCGCAAGGAAUGGAGAAGCACCUCACCAAGAUGAAGCUCGUCAAAAAGCUCGGCCUCGUAAAUGCGUUCGCCAAACGUCCCGCAGACAAACCUGCUGUUCUGAGCUCUGGGUUAAACGGAGACUCGCCCAAAAUUAAGGAACAGCCCCAGAGUGAGCAGACUAAACAAGACGAACAUGAUGAGGUCAGGGACGGGGAGCAACCUCCAGAGGCUCAGCCGUUACAGCUGACCAGCAAACCCAACCUGCCGUCAUCCGAAGACAGAGGAAGUCCAGCAGGAUCUCAUGGACCAAAGCGACCGUUCUCUGACACCGAGAGCGAGGAACGUGGCGGUGGCAAGAGGUUUUUGAGUUGCAGCGGCUCCGCCGUGGUUUCCUCGCCCUCCCAAAGUGUCAGCGUUGACCAAAACGGACACCAGAGUCCCGCAGGACUGCCGGACUGCGGCUACGCAGAGCAGGAGGAGCCCAUGGACCUGAGCAUCGUCAAGUGCAGGCCGUCGCAUUGCUCCGCGACACAAGCAGAGGCGCCGACUCUUCCACACACCGAGACACAAACACAGACGCACACACACACAGAACCUCGGACGGAAACACACGAACCCCCGAAGGAUUCUGUUUUGAAGCACAAAGCGAGAAAAGACGACUCUUUUCCGUCUUUUCAGCCUUUCCUGGGGAACAUCGUCAUCACGGACAUCACUGCAAACUGCCUCACCGUUACCUUUAAGGAAUACGUCGCAGCGUAACGACAGCUGGAGGACGUCCGUCUUUGUACUUUGGGAUGCUUGAAUGUACAACUGAAGCUUUGGUGUUUUCAUUUUUAAAGCUAAGAUCUUGUUUUUUUUAUUUUAAAGUACUCCUUUAUAACAAAAUUUGCAUAUUUCUACAUUAUGAACCCAACGUGUUUAAAUAUUUGUGAAGAUUUUAACCAAUGCUGUAUUUAAUUUAACUUUUUCUAACUUAGUUCAAACAUUAGUGUUGGGUUAAAUACAACCUUAA